UCGUUCUCGACUCUGAACUUGCCCCUUCUCUCUCUCUCUGCAACUGCAAACUACAAAAUCAACAAGACUCAGAAGUUCAAAACCCAUAUAUUUCAGUUUAUCUAUCUGUCUGCAAGAAUCAAAAGUUCAAAACCCAUAUCGGCAUAUCAUUUCAGAUUGUUCAAAAAAUCAAAACCCAUGUCUUUCAGUUUCCAUCGCCCUUCUAGAUCGGGUUCGCUGCUCGCUAGCAUCAGACGCUAGUCCGAUGUCUCUCAACUCUCAAGCUUGCCCUCCUCUCUCUCUGCAAUUGCUAACUUGGUUAGCAUCGGGCCUUAACAUUUAGCAAGAAUAAGGUUCAAGAAACAUACCUCCUCAGUCAUCAGGUCAUAUAAACGGGGGUCAUGCAAGCAGGCCGGAUUAUAUAAAUGGGCUGAGCCCUACAAAUGGGUCGAGUGCUAGGACAGCAAGCCUCUGCCAACCAGUCCAAUUCCAGGUUUGCGAGUGGUAGCAUUUACCUUCAGAGAACGCUGCUGCUGCUACAUGCUGAGUUUUAUUCUCGUGUGACCACAAUUGCUAGUGGUCUUCUACAAGCUGCCCCUUCUGCCCGAGCUGCUGAGUCUAUUCAGCUCCCUGUUGCAAAGACCUCCGAUAAUCAGAAAUAUGUUUCUAGAGGCAUAGUGGGGAUUGUUGUUACUGGUGUGGUCGGAAGAAUUGUGGUGCUCUGUCGUCGCAACAAAACUACUUUGAUGCUUAGUUUGUCUUUUGAAUUUUGGACCAUAUUCUGUAUUGCAGAGGCUGGACCCUAUGUUGAUCGGGCUAUUUGCUUAUUUGGUGCUCAAGUUUUGAGAGUAUAAUGUAUGGAUUUGAAUGCUUUAGCUGUUUUUCCUUAAUCGAACGAACAUUGUUAUUUUUGCUUAUUAAUUUGUUCAUAGUAAUUUUAUAAGCACUAUA
Molecule: messenger RNA, 930 nt
Organism: Cornus florida
Lineage: Eukaryota; Viridiplantae; Streptophyta; Magnoliopsida; Cornales; Cornaceae
Exons: 6
Coding region: 423-833 (136 amino acids)
Source: RefSeq, a predicted model, not a curated record